GGACUGGUACGCCUUAUCUGUUUACAACCUAAUUAAGAGUCAUAUCACUUCUAACCACCGAGUGUCGGUAGGUUUGGGGCUCUGCGAUGGCUGAUUACGAGGAGAGCAGGGAGGAAGUCCCUCCCUCUUCCCUCCCUCUGCUUGGGGGACAUGAAGCUCAGAACCUCGAGCAGCCGCAGAGACCGGACCCUCCUGGACCGAGCUGUGUGUCCCUGAGGAGUGAUCGGUCCAUGAUUGAACCUUAUGAAUUCAGGGAAGAGCAUCUCUCUGCACAGGAGAGCUGUGUGUUCAUGAGGAGUGACUGGUCCAUGAUUGAACCUUAUGACUUCAAGGAGGAAGUCCACCCUACUGAGGAAAGAGUUCCAGAGCAAAGGUUAGACGUUCCUGGCAGUCAACCUGUCCAGAAGCCCCCAACAGGCUUGGAUCCUAUAUUCAUGCAUCUCCGGGAGAACAUCGACGCUUUAGUGACGAAAGAGCUGAAACAGUUUCAGCAGGUACUGAGUCCUAAUUAUUCAGAGGUCUUGGAUCAGCCAUGUGUGGAUGAGGAGGAAGUAGAAGAGCAGAGGAGCAGCAGAGAGGCUUUUCUGAAGAUCACUUUGAACCUCCUUAGGAAAAUGAAGCACAAUGAUCUGGCUGACUCUCUGCAGAACAGAACUCGUGCUGCAGUAUGUCAACGUCAAGUCAAAUCAACCCUGAAGGAGAAGUUCCAGUGUGUGUUUGAGGGGAUCGCCAAAGCAGGAUACCCAACCCUCCUGAACCAGAUCUACACAGAGCUCUACAUCACAGAGGGAGGGACCGGAGAGGUCAAUGAUGAACAUGAGGUCAGACUGAUCGAAGCAGCAUCCAGGAAACCAGAAGGACUAGAGAUCAGACAUCAGGACAUCUUUAAACCCUUACCUGAGAGAGCUGGACCAAUCAGAACAGUGCUGACAAAGGGGGUCGCUGGCAUCGGGAAAACCGUCUUAACACAGAAGUUCACUCUGGACUGGGCUGAAGGCAAAACCAACCAGGACAUCCAGUUCACGUUCCCCUUCACUUUCAGAGAGCUGAAUUUGCUGAGAGAGAGAAAGUUCAGUUUGGUGGACCUGGUUCACCACUUCUUUACUCAGACCAGAGAAGCAGGACUCUGCAGGUUUGAAGAGUUCCAGGUCGUGUUUAUCUUUGACGGUCUUGAUGAGUGUCGACUUCCUCUGGACUUCCACAACAAUCAGAUCCUGACUGAUGCUACAGAGUCCACCUCAGUGGAUGUGCUCCUGACAAACCUCAUCAGGGGGAACCUGCUCCCCUCUGCUCGACUCUGGAUCACCACAAGACCUGCAGCAGCCAAUCAGAUCCCUCCUGAGUGUGUUGACAUGGUGACAGAGGUCAGUGGGUUCACUGACCCUCAGAAGGAGGAGUACUUCAGGAAGAGGUUCAGAGACCAGGACCAGGCCAGCAGAAUCAUCUCCAACAUCAAGACAUCCCGAAGCCUCCACAUCAUGUGCCACAUCCCGGUCUUCUGCUGGAUCACUGCUACAGUUCUGGAGGAUAUGCUGAAGACCACAGAGGGAGGAGAGCUGCCCAGGACCCUGACUGAGAUGUACAUCCACUUCCUGGUGGUCCAGUUCAAACUGAAGAGCAUCAAGUAUGAUGGAGGAUCUGGGACCGAUCCACUCUGGAGUCCAGAGAGCAGGAAGAUGAUCCAGUCUCUGGGAAAACUGGCUUUUGAGCAUCUGCAGAAAGGGAACCUGAUCUUCUAUGAGUCCGACCUGACAGAGUGUGGCAUCAAGAUCAAGGAGGCCUCAGUGUACUCAGGAGUGUUCACACAGAUCUUCAGAGAGGAGAGAGGACUGUACCAGGACCAGGUGUUCUGCUUCAUCCACCUGAGUGUUCAGGAGUUUCUGGCUGCUCUUCAUGUCCAUCUGACCUUCACCAACUCUGGAGUCAACCUGAUGGAAGAACCAUCAACAUCCUGGUGGCGGUGGUGGUGGUUUCUGUUCCGAAACAAACCUCAACCCAAUCCUUUGUACCAAAGUGCUGUAGAAAAGGCCUUACAGAGUCCAAAGGGACACCUGGACUUGUUCCUCCGCUUCCUCUUGGGUCUCUCACCUCAGACAAAUCAAGCUCUCCUGCAAGGUCUAGUGAUGGACUCAGAGAGUACCUUACAGACCUAUCAGGAAACAGUUGGGUACAUCAAGAAGAAGAUCAGUGAGGAUCUGUCUCCAGAGAGAAUCAUCAACCUGUUCCACUGUCUCAAUGAGCUGAAUGAUCGUUCUGUAGUGGAGGAGAUCCAAAAGUAUCUGAGACAAGGAAGUCUCUCCACUGGUGACCUGUCUCCUGCUCAGUGGUCAGCUCUGGCCUUCAUCUUACUGUCAUCAGAGAGAGAUCUGGACGUGUUUGACCUGAAGAAAUACUCUGCUUCAGAGAGGGUUCUUCUGAGGCUGCUGCCUCUGGUCAAAGCCUCCAACAGAGCUCUGCUGAGUGGCUCUAGUCUAUCAGAGAGAAGCUGUGAAGCUCUGGCCUCAGUCCUCAGCUCACCGUCCUCUAAUCUGAAAGAGCUGGACCUGAGCAACAACGACCUCCAGGACUCAGGAGUGAAACUGCUCUCUGCUGGACUUCAAAGUCCACACUGUCGACUGGAGAUAAUCAGGCUGUCAGGCUGUCUGAUCACAGACAAAGGCUGCACUUCUCUGGCCUCAGCCCUCACAUCAAACCCCUCCCAUCUGAGAGAGCUUGACCUGAGCUACAAUCAUCCAGGAGCAACAGGAGCGAAUCUGCUGUCUGCAGGACUCAGUGAUCCACUUUGGAGACUGGACACUCUCAAGGUGGACCAUAAUGAGGAGCAGUGGCUCAGACCUGGUCUGAAGAAGUAUGCCUGUGAACUCACCCUGGACACAAACACUGCAAACAGAAACCUCAGACUGUCUGACAACAACAGGAAGGUGACCAUAACGACAGAGAAGCAGUCGUACCCCGACCAUCCGGACAGAUUUGACUACUGCGCUCAGCUCCUGUGUGCAACUGGUCUGACUGGUCACUGUUACUGGGAGGUGGAGUGGAGAGGAAAAGUUUAUAUAUCAGUGACCUACAGAGCAAUCAGUAGGAAAGGACGAGACGGUGCCGACUGCAGGUUUGGAGGAAACAAACAGUCCUGGAGUCUGAGGUGUUCUGAGGAGGACGGUUUCUCUGUGUGGUACAACAACAGACAGAGAAGUCUCUCCUCCUCCUCCUCCUCCUCCUCCUCCUCUCACAGAGUAGCAGUGUAUGUGGAUUAUCCUGCUGGCUCUCUGUCCUUCUACAGCGUCUCCUCUAACACAAUGAUCCACCUCCACACCUUCAGUACCUCCUUCACUGAGCCUCUGUAUGCUGGCUUCAGGUUGUGGCCUGAGUCCUCAGUGUCUCUGUGCUCACUGCAGAAGGAGGAAUCUCCUCUGUAGAGAAAGACUUGCACACAAAUGCACAUUAAGUUGGCACAAACAGGAGCAUUGUAUGUAUUUGAUUUCUAAUUUUCUUCUUGCAUGUAUGUAUUAGUUUUUUUAUUGUUGAGAGCAAUUUAUCUGAUUAUUUUACACUUGACUGUGGCUCCGCCCCCUUUUGGUGAAAGCUGUCUAUCUAAAAUCGACCGGAGGUAAAUGGAAACACGGAGGUUGGCAUGAGUUUAUUUUCUCUUUGAACCUUUGUUAUUGUGCACACUGUACUGCAUAUGAUAUUCUAUUAUUCUAGUUGGGG
Notolabrus celidotus (New Zealand spotty) is the source of this 3708-nucleotide messenger RNA. Its product is annotated as protein NLRC3-like. The transcript is spliced from 12 exons. The record is from RefSeq and is a predicted model, not a curated record. NCBI's taxonomy places the organism in Eukaryota, Metazoa, Chordata, Actinopteri, Labriformes, Labridae. Bases 87 to 3416 code for a protein of 1109 amino acids. Gene Ontology annotation, molecular function: protein binding.